GCUCGCUCACUGUCCGCAAGAGUCAGCUACAGCCACUUAGAGACAAUCUCUGACAAAUAUUCUUAUUCAAAGGAGGAAAACGCCAAGACUUCUGACAUCUCUUGUGUAUUUUGGCGGGGUGACAUAAAACUAUCCAAAGCGACAUGUGGAUUUACAAAAUUUUGCUCUGUGUGGCCGUUUUGGUUUACUCAGAAACGAAGAGGCAUGCCCUGCAAGACUACCAGAAGACUGAUGCCGUGCACUUGGUCACGCCACCUGAUGUGUCCUACAUGUCCAAAGGCCGCAAGAUGAGUGUGGGAAAGUGUGCACGUCGCUGUAGUCGCAACAGGAAGCUUCAGUUCACCUGCAGAGCAUUCAACUUUGAUCAGAAAACAGCAAAGUGUCAUUUACUCUCCUAUGACAGCCUCACUGUCGGUGUCCGUACAGAGAAUGACUUCAACUUUGACCUAUAUGAGAAGAAAGACUUCAUGAGAGAAUGCAUCAUUGGCAAUGGACUCAACUACAAAGGAAAGAGAUCGGUGACCAAGAGUGGAGUCCAAUGCCAACUCUGGAAUUCCAAAACGCCGCAUGAACACAAUUUCUUACCCCAGAGGCACAAGCACAGAGAUCUACGGGAUAAUUUAUGUCGUAAUCCAGACAACACCACAACAGGUCCUUGGUGCUUUACCACAGACCCCAGAAUACGCCACCAGGAGUGCAGCAUCCCACAAUGCUCGGAGGGUGAGUCCAAGAAAAUGGAAUGCAUGACGUGUAAUGGAGAAAGUUACCGUGGACCAUUGGACCACACGGAGAGCGGCCGGGAAUGCCAGCGCUGGGACCUUGAUGAACCACAUAAACACCUUUUCCACCCUAAAAGAUACCCCGAUAAAGGUCUAAAGGACAACUACUGCAGGAACCCAGACGGGCGCCAGAGACCCUGGUGUUUCACCACCGAUCCGAGCACUCCAUGGGAGUACUGUAACAUCAAACAGUGCGAUUCAGACAACGGUGGUGACAUUGACAACACAACAACUUGUUUCCGUGGACGUGGAGAGGGUUAUCGUGGAACGGUUGGCAUCACCCCCGAUGGAGUGACUUGUCAGAGAUGGGAUGCCCAGUUUCCCCAUCGACACUCUUAUACUCCACAGAAUUACCGUUGCAAGGAUCUCCGGGAGAACUACUGUAGGAAUCCUGACGGUCGUCAUCUCCCAUGGUGCUUCACAACUGACCCCAGUGUACCAGUGGCAUUCUGCACUAACAUCCCUCGCUGUGGCGAUACACUAUCUGAACCUGAAGAGUGUUAUAUGGGCAUUGGUGACACAUACAAUGGAAAACGGGCAAAAACACGCUCUGGCAUCCCUUGUGCUCCAUGGAAAGACCACAGAGAAAGUAACGAAAGAGAUGUCGACUUGCUGAUGGCUGAACAGGCGGGGAACUUCUGCAGAAACCCGGACAAGGACAAACAUGGCCCGUGGUGUUAUACCAACAGCUCAUCUAUCCCCUGGGAUUACUGCUCUCUCAAACCCUGUGAGCCCUCACAUAACAAUCUGCCACAAAAAGAUGAGGGUACAAAGACCUCAUGUUUUGUUCACAAGCAGGUGAGAAUCGUCGGUGGUGGGCCUGUCCUUAUUAAAGAAGGCACCUGGAUGGUCAGCAUACAGAAAGGGAGCACUCACUGGUGUGGAGGUUCUCUGGUCAGGGAGGAGUGGGUGCUGACAGACAGACAGUGCUUCUCGUCAUGUGUGCCUGACCUAUCAGAGUACAUAGUUUGGCUUGGUAUAUCCCAUUUGAACGAGUCGGGUGAGAAUGACUUCCACAGACAGGAGAGGAGAAUCUCACAUGUCAUCUGUGGCCCGGAAGGCUCUAGUCUCGCCCUGCUCCGACUGACUCAACCUGCACUCCCAAGAGAGCGUGUCAGAAUUAUUCAGCUGCCCGUAGCGGACUGCAGCAUUCAGGAGGACACCAUAUGCUCUGUGUACGGCUGGGGUGAGACCAAAGACACUGGACAUGAGGGAACGUUGAAAAGAGUUCAUCUGCCCAUAGUGAGCAAUGAACGAUGCCAGCAGCUUCACGAAGAGACAAUUCCGAUUACCAGUUCAAAACUGUGUGCUGGUGGCAGGAGAGAUGAAGGAGUGUGUGAGAAAGACUAUGGUGGCCCUCUAGUAUGCCAAGAGAGUAACAGUAAAGUCAUUGUCGGCGUGAGCAUAAACGGCAGAGGAUGUGCCCGACGCAACCGACCGGCCAUUUUCGUGAACGUGGCCUUCUAUACUGGAUGGAUUCAUAAAGUGUUCAGAAAUUAUCCGAACUCAGAACUAAACAACUGAUGGAGAAUAAGCAGGAUUGAACCUACGAUCUGAGAACAAAAAUUCUGAAUCUCCAUAAAUCCGACAGUUAAUUUCUUGAUUUAAGGAUCACCUGAACAGAUCUUGUUGAAAAAGUUAUUGGGAACUUUCCCAGCUUGGCCGAGAAACAUAUAUUCAGAAACUACUCAAAGAGCUAGAACUGCGGCUGAAACUGUUGCUCUGAAUUCAAGCAAUUUGUACACCUAAUAAUGCCAGAACCGCAGAGCAAGGCGCUGGGAGACAGUCUCUAAAGUCUAAAUUCGCAACUAGCCAUACGGAAAGAUAAAGACUACUGGACCGAAGUGCGGACGAGCAGCCAGAAUCUGUUUCAAGAAUCAAUAGCAAUUCCUGGCCACCAACCAAAAACCUCAAGUCCUCGAAGAGAAAUCUUGCUGCAGUGCGCUACAAAGCAUUCGUAUGUACAUUCAUCCCACACAUUAACCAUCAAACUAACAAUCUGGACUUCAGUUGGGAUAUUGGAUUCAGAGACCUAACCCAAGUUUGAGUCUGGAUUCAGACCAGGACUUGAUAUAUGGAUACAAACUCCCAGAUCCCAACAGGAAUCUGCCGUUCCCUCCUUUAGAAGCGUUCAAAGCUGACCGACGUACACAUUUCGGCCGCUCCUCAUCGAGAAAGAGGGCUGUUAUGAUUACAAGUGCUUGUUGAUAUAAAAUGCUCAUUAACAGUGUCAUUCAAAAAGCCCCUCGAUAAAGUAUUAGCUGUUAGCUGUUAGCUAAAUGCAGAACAUCUUAUGGGUAAAAGUAUACACAGAAGGCUUUUUUGCGUUUGUGCUCCUGAUAAUACUUGAAAACACACGAGAGAGGUCACUGUGUCCCUCAAUAACACCUCCUCGUGUCGCCAUUACAGAUUGUCGUUUGGUCAGCGUAGGUGUUUAUAUAGUCAGAGGUGUUCCUUCCAUUUCCAGUGUUGAUAUUUUGUCCGCAAGCCUGAACAGAGAUGACAUGACCUGCUUGUAGUGACAUGCAGCAAAAAAUCGUAGUUGUCAUAACAUAUCAGCAUCUGAGGUUCCCAUACACUCUGUUUGGUUUAGAGCAGAAUUCAGAGGAGGAUUUGGAAAUGUGUGUUGUAAAUACUGUGGUCAUGGGAGUGGGGUAAUCACUCCCAGUUCUUUCGUAGGUCUCAUAGACCUUUAUAAGAGGUUGGCCUCCUCCAUUCCAGUGUCCUCAUUGGGUGGUUUUAUAUAUUUGUAAAUAUAUCUGUAUUAAUUCCAAAUGCACAUUUUGUCAGUUGUGAAACGAGUGUGAUAUUUUAUGUUCGUGUGCGUGUGUAUGCGAGGGUGUGUAAUGCUGCAAAGAUGCAUUAAGGCCGAAACGUGCAUCUCUGCAGGACAGAGAGCAAAGCAAGCGCACAUCUUGUGUUCUUGUAGACAUCGGCAUAAAGGGGAAAUUUACCGAUUAAUUUAGCUGUUUUUCAGAUCAGAGCCGGUGUAAGAUAAAUCCGAGUGAUUUUCUCUCUUGUGUGGUCUUGGAUCACUCAUUCCGCGAGCGCCUCGUUCCCUCGCGCUGGCCUGCCUCCAAAAACAAUCAGCUUGGGAAAUUACCUCCAAAGAUCAUGUCGGCUUAAACAAAUAGUUCUCUGAGUGAUGGCUCGUAAGUGUUUGUAUUCCAGCCACUCCCGAUGCUAAUUAUGUUGGUUAAAAUGAAGGAUGAGUUUAAUUUGUAAGAGUCCUGAGGCACAAGUCCUUAUGUAAGGACGUUGUUGAACACAUUGAGAUUAGUGUUACUAAAGUACAAGACAAGGCAAAAGAGCCCUUCAGUGUUACCUCAUUUGGUUUUAACAUUUAUCAAAACAAAUGUUUUCAUGUAAUAGAGGUUUUUUUUUUUUUUUUUACUUUGGAACAAUACGAAACCUGUGUUUGAGGAAACCUAGAAGCUGCUGGAUGAUAAAGCGGCUUGUUCUGAACUUUUUGGGAAGACACAUUGAGGGGCAGUAUUUUGGUGUGAAAUCUGCAUCGCAUAAUCAAAUUUAAUGAGGCGAUAAAGUCAUUGUCAUUAUUUUCAGUGCAAGCAUACCUCCUUUAUAUAUAUGCAAAUUAGGGUAAUUAUGGUGUGUGUAUUAUUCACAAAACCCACCAAUAUUUGCCUGCCACAAUUGACGUUCCGGUACUGGAGUUAAACAGAAUUUCCUUUUCUAGAGAUGUUUGUGUACAUUCUCUAUUGAACAUAGCAGUACAGAUUUAGUUUGCACUGUUACUUAAUUUACAAAAUGCCUUUUUGAAUCAGGAGCUAAAACUUGUAAAAAAAAAAAAAAAAAAAGUGCUUUGUUAAAUCAUAAUUAUGACAUAAAAAUUAAAAAAACUAAAUUAUGACAAAAAACAUCAUGAUUAUGAGAUCAACAGCCAUAAUUUUAAUUCAAAUGAUAUAAUUGUAGUUCAAAUGACAUAAUGUAUAAUUAUGAGAAAGAAUAAGUGAUUAAGUCAUUCAUGAGAUAAAAUCAUAAUUUUGAGAUAAAAUUCAUUGACAUAAAAAGUCAAAAUUAUGACAAAAGUCAUAACUGAAAUAAUUGACUAAAAAGAUGUAAUUAUAACAUAAAAGUCAUAAUUAUGAGAUAGUUGAUCAUAUUUGAGUCAAAUUUGAAAUACUCUAAAUUAUGACAGGAAAUGUCAAUUGUGAAUUUAUUUAUUUAUUUUUUAUUUGAUGACAGUCAGUUAUGACAGGCAUAAUUAUGAGAUAAAUCAUUAUGACAUAGAAAGUCAUAAUUAUGAGAACAUCUUAUAUUUUAUAGUGAUAUUUUAUAAAAUAUAAAUAUAUAUUUUAGAUAAAUUAUGACAUAAAAAGUCAAUUAUGCCAAAAAGUUGAAACUGACAGUCAGUAUCAUAUCAGAUCAAGUUGAAAUGGACAUUAAAAAAUGUAAUUAUGACAGUCAAAACUAUGACAUAAAAAAGUCAUAAGUAUGAUAUAAAAAUUCAAAAGUAUGAUUUUUUUUUUGUCAAUUUCAGUGUGUUUUUGACUGAUGACAUUUAUCUCAUAUUAACUUUUUAUGUUAUAAUGUUGAAUUUUCUCAUAAUCUUGACUUUUCAUCUCAUAAAUAUGUUUUUCCUUUUUAUAUCAUAAGUCCUAAGUAUGUAUCAUAAGUAUGAUUCACCAAAGCAUCUUGUACUUUAUGUGGCAGAAAUGGGCUUAAUGGGCUUCCAGGCAGCGCAUGAAAAAAAAAAAAAAAAAAAAAAAGCAUGUGCACUUCAACUCUCAAAUUCUCCCCUUAGUGUCUGAAAAAGGCCUGUGGCCCACCAGAGUUCAUGUUUUUUUCGAUCGAUUGCUCCUCUCUCUGAUGUUUGUAUGUGAGAAAGACGGCAGGUGAAUGUAUAGUGAGCUGCUACGGACAAUGUAAAGUUGUAAAAUGUUGUCUUUGUACAGUGUGUUUAAUAUCUCACCUAUUCAUGUACAGUAAUAUUCAUACUCAAUGUAUUAUUCGCCUCCUAUACCAACAACACUAUUUAUCAACUUUGCCUGUGUUUGUGUUUAUUAAUAUAUAUAUAUAUAUAUAUAUAUAUAUAUAUAUAUAUAUAUGUGCCUUUACUUCAGCAUAUCCGGCAAGUAUCUCUCGAAUAGCAAUAAAAAAGAUGAAGAAAGCGAGAAAAGAAUAGUAAUAAUAAAGAAAGUUUGCCCACACAUCACUAAAAGUGGAAGGAUCUUGCUGACUUGAUAGACGGAAAUGUUUGUGUAUGUCUCCCAAGUGCUUUAUAUAUGAGAUUUUGUUCAUCAUUUAGCAGAUGCCCUGUCAUCAAAACCAUUUUACAGUAUACUGAAUCCACAGAUGGUCCAGAACAGCCUGGGGUAAAGCACACCGAAUUGAGAUUUGUUUUACCCUUGAGUUUUAUA
Molecule: messenger RNA, 6160 nt
Organism: Onychostoma macrolepis
Lineage: Eukaryota; Metazoa; Chordata; Actinopteri; Cypriniformes; Cyprinidae
Gene: hgfb
Product: hepatocyte growth factor b
Exons: 18
Coding region: 144-2303 (719 amino acids)
Biological process (GO): proteolysis
Molecular function (GO): signaling receptor binding; serine-type endopeptidase activity
Source: RefSeq, a predicted model, not a curated record